UCACCUAAACGUCAACUAAUUGUUUUGUCAUUUCAAAAAGAAAAAGUCAAAUCUAGUAAUUUAUUUAUUUCAUCUUUAGUAGCGUCUUUUUGACCUAAUUACGACAAACUAAACUGAACACGUAUUAUAUUACUUACAAAACGUUUAUUUCAUUAAAAUGACUGCGUUGGCGUUUAAAGUUAAAAGUAAAAAUGGUCAACAAAUACUUAAAGAUUUGACCUCUGAUAGCACCGUGGGCGAAUUGAAGAUGUUUUUGUCGAGUAUAUCGGACGUUAGCACCGAGAGAGUGAGUGUUUUGUGUGGGUAUCCGCCGAAGCCGUUGGAUAUAAGUAAUGACAGUCAAAAACUUAGUGACAUUGGUUUGAAAACUGGAGAAACCCUCAUAGUAGAAGAGAAACCUGCAGCUCCGUCUGUCACUUUGUCUGCGGAGUCUAAACCUGUUGAGAACGGUGUUGCGUCACACGAGACUUUAGUUCCAUGUAGACCAGGCAUAUUAAUGAAGAAGGUGGUCCCAUCAGAUAAUUCUUGUUUAUUUACUAGUAUAGGUUUUGUAUUAAAUGGCAACGUAGACACUACGGUACACACGCUAAUGCGAGAGAUUAUUGCAAUGGAAGUAGCUAGCGACUUAGAAACAUACAAUGAGGCUGUCCUCGGUAAACCUAAUGCUGACUACUGCGUCUGGAUCCAACAGCCGAGCUCAUGGGGUGGUGCUAUAGAGGUAGCGAUCCUAUCUCGUUUCUAUGGGCUGGAGAUGGCUGUGGUAGACACACUAAAUGCAAUUAUAAACAGAUUCGGAGAGGACAAGAAUUAUGGACAACGAGUCUUUCUACUAUUUGACGGUGUCCACUACGACCCCUUGUAUUUGGAACAAGUCGAUGGCGGUAUUCAAACAAUAUUCCCGACUGAAGAUAUGGAGAUAUACAGAGAAGCGGAACAGUUGGCACACGAAGCCAAGUCGUCCAGACAGUUCACGGACGUGAACAAAUUCACCCUGAGGUGCAACGUGUGUGACAAACUUAUCACCGGCUACGUCGAGGCACAAAAACACGCCAAAGAAACUACGCACACGAAUUUUGGUGAAGUCUAGCAAACAAUUAAUUAGGUAAGGCGUUUCUCUAAUUAUGAUUGUGUCCGCUUGUUGGAUAAUGUUGAAUAUUCAAAGAUAUAUAAAUUAAAAAUAUAGCUUUUAACAAGAUACUGUCUGAGUUUAUCUACUUGUCUGUUCUAUUGGAACGCAGAUCUAUCGCGACGCAAUGUGUUUCGUAUUGUGUCGCGCAUACCGUCAGACAAGAGGUUUAAGUUAUUUAUUUUUGAUUCAUCAACUUUUUCAAUUAUCCCAGCGUCUACCGGAAUCCAUGUUUCAUUCGGUUUUUACUAUUUUGACUAGAUUCAAGUAUUAUUCUGGUUAAUCUUCCUUACAAUGCAAUAACCUUAUUUUUACUUAUAAAGAAGUGCACUUAUGCUAGAUGAAAUAUUCCUAUUAAAAUAGUAUAAAUAAAUAGUCAAACGGACACAAUCACUUAGAAAUAAUUUGUUUAGGAUUUUUAAUUUUCCCUGAUUCCCGAGGACCAUACUACUCGAGAACAUAAUAAUAGUUGAAUUCGAGAUAAAUAUUGUUUGUUUUUAAUCUCAAUUAUUAAUUGUUAACGCGAGAUUUAUUUAUGAGAUGACGAUGCACAUAUCCUAGCAACAUCUAUUUUGUAUGGACUUAUUUGUGAGUAGUCUUGGGUGUAAUAAGAAAAUUAUUUUUACACGAACCCUGGACUCGACCGAGUCUGACGCUGUAGUCGGUGUCUUUUUGUAAUAAUGAUUAUUUAUUUUUAUGUUGUAUAUUUGUUAGAUGCUCAAUAUUAUUUUCACCAAAGUAGAUUUUUCAUUAUGCGGCCCGACAGUAUGUUUUGUCAAUUAUUAUUAUUAGCUAUCGCUAGACUGGUUUUACUCAUUGCUUAUUUUCGGUUGAAAACUGAAUUCGCUUUUUUCGUAAUCUGCGGAAAUGUAGCUAUUUAUUUUAAUUAUUGUUUUAACAAAAGUAUCGCACAGGGGAAAUGAAAUAGGUAUUAAAAGAAUUUCAUGUACAAAUGGAAUGUAAUACGAACUCGCAAUGCAUAAUGAAAUAGACAAUAAACAUGAAUGCUGCAUUCAGUUGUUUAGUAAAAUUAGCUUCGAUACAAAAUGUUGAGUGAAAUGUUUUAAAUUAUAUGUUUGUUACGCAACGAACUGUUCGGCAGUUAGUGUAAGGAUUCGAUAUUGUGUGUGUGUGUAACAUGGUGUAACUAGUGUACUGCAACCUGCAACACUGCGUUGCCUCGUUUCUAAAAUGCUCGAAUUCGUUUCGCAUUAUCAGUACCUACAAAAUCACAUGUCAAAAGUCUGUUUGAAAAGACAAUUCAACGAAUUUUAGCCCUUAUUCCUUUUGUCCUAAUGUUCAACCUUCUAUAAUAUUGGCAAGAGAUCGUUAUUUUGUAAUACGGAACGUUGGCGGCUUAAAAACGUUGAAAGCGAAUGCUAUUUAUUUUAUGAAUGUUUCACGUUGUUCAGUCGCCAAUGUGAAAGACAUGAUUUGUAAAUUAUAAAAUAAGGCUCAAAAUGGCAUAAAUAAAAAUUUGAUAAAUGGAA
This is a messenger RNA of Spodoptera frugiperda (fall armyworm), 2616 nucleotides long. It is a transcript of the gene Yod1, whose product is annotated as ubiquitin thioesterase OTU1. Gene Ontology annotation, cellular component: nucleus; cytosol. The transcript is spliced from 4 exons. Gene Ontology annotation, molecular function: cysteine-type deubiquitinase activity. The record is from RefSeq and is a predicted model, not a curated record. The coding region runs from base 158 to 1087 and encodes 309 amino acids. Lineage: Eukaryota; Metazoa; Arthropoda; Insecta; Lepidoptera; Noctuidae. Gene Ontology annotation, biological process: endoplasmic reticulum unfolded protein response; protein deubiquitination.